GCCCUAAUCUUGCGAACACGAUGCGAAGCUUUUACAUAUGUGUUUUGUCUUCAGCCGUCACGUUUCCCUCUCUACCAUUUUCCUUCUUUUCCGAGCCCUCCGACCCAUCGCUUCUCUGGACGAUUUCCGGGGAAUCGAGCAGGUCUUGGUGCCAAGACAGCUUUCUUUUGAGGUUUAUUUUGCUUGAAUGGCCGGUCAGAGAUACAACUCUGGUAAGCGAUCUUAUCAUCAAGUAGAUUCGACCAUGAAUGAAAAUGGCCGCGGCAAGAGGAGACAUUCAGGGGACGAAAGAGAUCAGUAUGUCCCUGGACCAGAGGACACUGUUUACCGUUAUUUGUGCCAAGGGAGGAAGAUUGGGAGUAUUAUUGGCAGGGGGGGUGAGAUUGUUAAGCAAUUGAGGGCUGAAAGUCAGGCAAAAAUUCGUAUUGGUGAAACAGUUCCAGGAUGCGAUGAGCGUAUGGUGACCAUAUUUAGUUCUCGAAAUCGGAAUAAUGAGACUGAAGCUGAGGAAGAGGAGAUGAACUUUCUUUGUCCUGCACAAGAUGCCCUUUUCCGGGUACACGAUAGGAUUGUUGCUGAUGAGACACCUGGAGAGGAAGAGUCUGACCCUGAAAACCGAAUCGUUACAGCUCGCAUGCUUGUACCUGCUGAUCAAAUUGGAUGCAUUAUUGGAAAGGGAGGGCAAAUCAUUCAGAACAUGCGAAGUGAAACAGGCGCUCAGAUUCGCAUCUUGAAGAAUGACCAGCUUCCUUCAUGUGCGAUGAACUCUGAUGAACUUCUUCAGAUAUCUGGAGACCAAUCUGUUGUUAGAAAGGCACUCUAUCAGGUUUCAUCACGUCUGCAUGAUAAUCCUUCGAGGUCACAGACCAUGCUGUUUUCAAGCACAAACAUGUAUCCUGCUGGCGGCCAGUUUAUGGGUCCUAACACACCUAACCCGAUCAUGGGCAUUGCUCCUCUUUUAGCUCCUUUUGGUGGGUACAAGGGCGAUGGUGGAGGGGAUUGGUCACUUGGAUCAUCCAAUCCCUUCUUUCCUGCUCCAGUUGUUAGGGAUGAGAAUUCUGCUAGGGAAUUUGGUCUCCGUUUGGUAUGCCCCACUGGCUAUAUUGGUGGUGUUAUUGGAAAAGGUGGUGGUAUUAUUAAGCAGAUAAGACAGGAGUCUGGAGCAAUUAUAAAAGUCGAGAGCUCUACCGCUGAAGAGGAUUGUAUAAUAUCGGUCUCAGCUCGGGAGUUCUUUGAGGAUCCUGUAUCAGCCACUAUUGAUGCUGCUGUUAGGCUUCAGCCAAGAUGUAGUGAGAAGAUUGAACGAGAAUCCGGUGAGCUUUCAUAUACCACUCGCCUCCUUGUGCCAACUGCCCGCAUAGGGUGCUUGAUCGGCAAAGGUGGGUCAAUCAUAACUGAGAUGCGGAGAUUGACGAGGGCUAAUAUUCGUAUAUUUUCCAAGGAAAAUCUCCCAAAGGUUGCUUCUGAAGAUGAUGAAAUGGUGCAGAUAAGUGGGGAGCUUGAUGUUGCUCGGAAUGCCCUGGUUCAAGUGGCAAUGCGGCUGAAGGCUAAUUGUUUCGAAAGGGAAGGUGCACUGCCUUCAUUCUCUUCUGCUGUUCCGUAUCUUCCAAUGGCAGGGGGUCCUCCUGAACCUAUAAAAUAUGGGGGAAUGACAGAUGCUAAAUCUUAUGGAAGGGGAUACUCUUAUCCUAGUGGAGGUUCUUAUGGAGGUCAUAGUGAUCUGCCCCGUUCUGAAACUUAUGAAAGCUAUGCAGGCAGCCAGGCUGGAAAUGUCGGUGGUUAUGGAUCAUAUGGCGGAUAUACAUCAGGCCGGUCAGGUAGUUCAGGGAUUUCUGGUCAAACCCCUGUUUCCCAUGGAAAACACGGUUAUUAGGGAUCCAUGCUGAUUAGGGCUUUGCAGCUGAGAUACAUGAAGCCCGGAGCCAGACCUACUGUUUUUGUCGACGAAGCCUCCAGCCUAAAACUGAAGACCAGAUGCGCAGUGUUGGUGAAACUUAUGGCCCACCCUUCCCGUCUCACCAAGCUUUACAGUCUUCAGUUCCAAAGUGAAGACCUACUUGUAACUGAGCGAGCUAUAAUAUCUGAAAGCAGAUCGUAGGGAACUUUUUCAAUUUCUGAGGCGUGUAAUUUGCUUUCCUAUCGCAGCUUUAGCCUUGCUACCGUUGUGGCGAUUGUUGAAUAACUUAGAUUAGACUUAACUGAGCUUUUCUUGUGCUGUGCCGUACUGUUAGAAACAUCGACCUUUUGUUUAGCCUUAUCUGGCCCUGGCCGACGUUUUUUGCCUAAAGAAAAAGUUCCUACAUACUUUUUUACCUAA
Messenger RNA from Nymphaea colorata (pocket water lily), 2317 nucleotides. Its product is annotated as RNA-binding KH domain-containing protein RCF3-like. NCBI's taxonomy places the organism in Eukaryota, Viridiplantae, Streptophyta, Magnoliopsida, Nymphaeales, Nymphaeaceae. The record is from RefSeq and is a predicted model, not a curated record. The transcript is spliced from 8 exons. Gene Ontology annotation, molecular function: mRNA binding. Gene Ontology annotation, biological process: regulation of gene expression. Gene Ontology annotation, cellular component: nucleus; cytoplasm. The coding region runs from base 188 to 1873 and encodes 561 amino acids.